UGCAUAAGCCUAGAUUUCCUGUUCUAACCACUCAGUAGUCAGGUUGCCUGGACUUCAACUGGCAGAAAGAUAACGUGUGGUUUAUUAGGGCCCAAACUAUAUCUUUCAACUGUACUCAAGUGACAACUUAAAAAGGCUUCACACAGGUGACUUAAGGUGAAUAAUUAUGGAUAACACGCAUGAAUAUUUAUUUAAUUUGAAAGGCUAUAAUUUUGAAAAAUCUUUGGUUAAAAUGAAUAUAAUAGAAAAUAUGGAAGAUUUUAAAAUUAGAGAUGAUGAUGUCUUCAUAGUCACAUAUCCAAAAUCUGCUGCUUUCUUUACACAGCCAGGACCACCUGCCCAGGAAAUGGUACCACCGAGUGUGCUGAGUCCUGCAUCAAUUACCAGUCAAGACAAUUCUCAGUUGAGACUCCUUUUCCAGAUGAUUCUGGAGGUAUCAGGCCCAAGAUUUGUUGAAACAAAUGAUUUCAUAAUUCUUGUCUGUCUGCAGAUUCUUUACAUCUACAGAAACCCUAAAGAUGUUCUGACCUCCUAUUUCCACUUUUCAAAUUUGAUGGUUGUACUUCAAGCAACAGAUUCCAUAGGAAAUUUUAUGGAAAGGUUUCUAGAUGGAGAAGUGGUAGGAAGCCGUUGGUUUGAUCACAUCAGAGGCUGGUAUGAGCACAGACAUGACUUCAAUAUUCUGUUCAUGAGUUAUGAAGACCUGAAGAAGGACCUCAGAAGCUCAGUGCUUAAAAUCUGCAGUUUUCUUGGGAAAAAGCUGAGUGAAGAAGAUGUGGAUGUUGUUGUGCGACAAGCUACAUUUCAGAACAUGAGAUCUGACCCACGAGCAAAUUAUGACAAUAUCAUAAAAAAAGAAAUUGGGACAAGAAAUGAUGAGGGAAAUUUUCUGCGCAAAGGUACCAUUGGAGACUGGAAACAUCAUUUAACUGUUGAGCAGAAUGAAAGAUUUGACAAGAUAUUCCAGGAGAACAUGAAAAACAUUUCCUUGAAGUUCAUAUGGGAUAUAAAUGAGGAGUAGACUAUUAAUUACAGAGUUAAA
Nannospalax galili (Upper Galilee mountains blind mole rat) is the source of this 1042-nucleotide messenger RNA. RefSeq names its product amine sulfotransferase. The transcript is spliced from 7 exons. Gene Ontology annotation, cellular component: cytoplasm. Gene Ontology annotation, molecular function: sulfotransferase activity. Lineage: Eukaryota; Metazoa; Chordata; Mammalia; Rodentia; Spalacidae. The record is from RefSeq and is a predicted model, not a curated record. Bases 167 to 1021 code for a protein of 284 amino acids. Gene Ontology annotation, biological process: sulfation.